This is a messenger RNA of Chenopodium quinoa (quinoa), 807 nucleotides long. RefSeq lists its product as uncharacterized. Bases 1 to 807 code for a protein of 268 amino acids. Gene Ontology annotation, molecular function: catalytic activity. NCBI's taxonomy places the organism in Eukaryota, Viridiplantae, Streptophyta, Magnoliopsida, Caryophyllales, Amaranthaceae. The record is from RefSeq and is a predicted model, not a curated record. The transcript has 2 exons.
AUGAUUCUCACUGUAUGGAAUGUCAGGGGUCUUAAUGACCCUUGUAAAGUGGCUGAUAUUAAACAGCUACUCAAUAGAACUAAAACAGAUGUAUUGUGCCUUCUUGAAACUAGAGUUAAACAAAAGAAGUGUACUGGAAUUCAGAAACAAAUUUCUCAUGGGCUGAGUUGGGUGUGCAAUUAUUCUUGUUCUGAAAAAGGUAGAAUUUGGCUUGGAUGGAAGAGUGAAAGGCUUCAUAUUGAGGUAAUCACUGUUCACACUCAGUUCAUUCAUUGCAUUGUCAGUUCUCUUGAUUACAGCAGACAUGUAGCUGUUUCUUUUGUCUACGGUUUGCACGAUAUCCAUGACAGGAGAGAGUUAUGGAGUGGUAUUAGAGCUAUUGGUCCUGUUUCUCUUCCCUGGAUAUGUACUGGGGAUUUCAAUUCUAUUUUGCAGGAUGGUGAUAGAAUUAAUGGAAGUGAGAUCACUGAUUAUGAAGUUAGAGACUUCAAAGAUUUUAUUGAAGAUAUGGGUUUUGUUGAGAUUAAAAGUAAGGGCUCUCGUUUUUACUGGUCUAACAAAGCUUAUUGUGGUCCUAGAACUCAAACUAGAAUUGACAGAGUGCAUGAUGUUUGGAGUGGUGGUACUCAUGGUAGUCCUAUGAGUAGAGUUUGGAAGAAAUUUAAGAGUUUGAAAGUUAAGCUUAAACAGCUUAAUCAUCAUUCUUUUAGAAAUGUUGAAAUGAGAAUUGAUCUUGCUCAGCAGGCUUUGUUAGACAUACAAGACCAAAUGGCUUCUGACCCUCAUUCUCCUGCUCUAGGGGAUUAG